AUGGAAGGCCUCCGCACUGGCGUGGCCAGAAUGGAAAUCUUCCGUGUGCAUCCGUCCUCGUUUGAUAAGGCGGAGGCGUUGCCUUGUAUCGCUGUACUGGAUCCACUUGGUUCGUAUCAUCGUAAAGCUGCUAUUAUCCGUUCCCUUAAAACAUUUUUGCGGAUGCAAUGGGAUAAUUCUCAAGAAUGCGUUGACAACAUGAAUGCAAUUUCUGAAUACGAAAUGGAUCAAGUUCAUACGUUAAACGUGAAUGCCCCACACCAAGAGAAUAGCUACGACUGUGGUGUCUAUGUGCUGAAAUUUGCUGAGAAACGUAACGGAUGCGAAUCUUGA
Messenger RNA from Plasmopara halstedii, 333 nucleotides. Its product is annotated as Peptidase C48, SUMO/Sentrin/Ubl1. Gene Ontology annotation, biological process: proteolysis. NCBI's taxonomy places the organism in Eukaryota, Oomycota, Peronosporomycetes, Peronosporales, Peronosporaceae. The record is from RefSeq and is a predicted model, not a curated record. Bases 1 to 333 code for a protein of 110 amino acids. The transcript has 4 exons. Gene Ontology annotation, molecular function: cysteine-type peptidase activity.